Messenger RNA from Symbiodinium sp. CCMP2456, 528 nucleotides. NCBI's taxonomy places the organism in Eukaryota, Dinophyceae, Suessiales, Symbiodiniaceae. The record is from the annotation of a GenBank genome assembly.
AUGCAGCCCGAUCUGCAAGUUCUCGUGGCACCUCCCCGGCUUCCUACUGGCGAUCUCUUCGUCUUCGGCGAAUGUGAGCAACACACGCAGCUGGACCUGCGACAGUCGCAACUCGAUGCUGAGGAGUGGCUUUGCAACCCGGAGGCGCCGGACCUUGGUGCGGAGCUCCUGAACCUACAUGGAAUGCUUCAAACAAGCUGCUUAGAGCUUUUCGAUUGCCUGGCACAGAAUCCAUCGGAGUACCCCACGCAUCUUCGGCGGCUGGGGCAUGUGAUCAAGAAUGUUCAGGCAUUGCUGCAUGUGUUACGACAGCGUGAGGCGAAAGCUGCAGUCGUGCAGCAGUUGAGAGAUCAGGUUAGUCGGAAGCGGGCCUUCCUGGAGGAGGCAAGAACAUCCUUGCCCAACUUGCGGCAGCGGCUGGACGACAUUAGCAAGAGCUGGAGCUCAAGAGAUGCCAAGCAGAACGACGAAAAGCCGAAAGUUGGCGCAAAGGAGCAAAAAGACGAGUUUGCCUCUAGACAUCUCUAG